AAUUACCGGCUGAAGAAGGAAAAACCUUGCUGGAACUUGUGAUCGAGCAGUUUGAAGACUUACUAGUUAGGAUUUUAUUGUUGGCCGCAUGUAUAUCUUUCGUUUUGGCUUGGUUUGAAGAAGGUGAAGAAACGAUUACAGCCUUUGUAGAACCUUUUGUAAUUCUACUUAUAUUAGUAGCCAAUGCAAUUGUGGGUGUAUGGCAGGAAAGAAAUGCUGAAAAUGCAAUAGAGGCCCUUAAGGAGUAUGAGCCUGAAAUGGGGAAAGUGUAUCGACAGGACAGGAAAAGUGUGCAGCGAAUUAAAGCUAAAGACAUAGUUCCUGGGGAUAUUGUCGAAAUUGCUGUUGGUGACAAAGUUCCUGCUGAUAUAAGAUUAACUUCCAUCAAGUCUACAACUCUAAGAGUUGACCAGUCAAUUCUCACAGGUGAAUCUGUUUCUGUCAUCAAGCACACUGACCCUGUCCCUGACCCACGAGCUGUCAAUCAAGAUAAAAAGAACAUGCUCUUUUCUGGUACAAACAUUGCUGCUGGGAAAGCUAUGGGAGUGGUGGUGGCAACUGGAGUUAAUACUGAAAUUGGCAAGAUCCGAGAUGAAAUGGUUGCAACAGAACAAGAGAGAACACCCCUACAGCAGAAGCUAGAUGAGUUUGGGGAGCAGCUUUCCAAAGUUAUCUCCCUCAUUUGCAUUGCAGUCUGGAUCAUAAACAUUGGGCAUUUCAAUGACCCAGUUCAUGGGGGCUCCUGGAUCAGAGGUGCCAUCUACUACUUUAAGAUUGCAGUGGCCCUGGCUGUUGCUGCCAUCCCAGAGGGUCUGCCUGCUGUCAUCACCACCUGCUUGGCUCUUGGAACUCGUAGGAUGGCAAAGAAAAAUGCUAUCGUUCGGAGUUUGCCUUCUGUGGAAACCCUUGGUUGUACUUCUGUUAUCUGCUCAGACAAGACAGGCACACUCACCACAAACCAGAUGUCAGUCUGCAGGAUGUUCAUUUUGGACAAAGUCGAAGGUGAUACUUGUUCCCUUAAUGAGUUUACUAUAACUGGAUCAACAUAUGCACCCAUUGGAGAAGUGCAUAAAGAUGAUAAGCCAGUGAAGUGCCAUCAGUAUGACGGGCUUGUAGAGUUAGCAACGAUCUGUGCUCUGUGUAAUGACUCUGCUUUGGAUUAUAAUGAGGCAAAGGGUGUGUAUGAAAAAGUUGGAGAAGCCACAGAGACUGCUCUCACUUGCCUGGUGGAGAAGAUGAAUGUAUUUGAUACCGAACUGAAGGGACUGUCUAAAAUAGAGCGUGCAAAUGCCUGCAACUCGGUCAUAAAACAGCUGAUGAAGAAGGAAUUUACUCUAGAGUUUUCACGUGAUAGAAAAUCGAUGUCUGUCUAUUGUACACCAAACAAACCGAGCCGGACAUCCAUGAGCAAGAUGUUUGUGAAGGGUGCUCCCGAAGGUGUCAUCGACAGGUGUACCCACAUCCGAGUUGGAAGUACCAAGGUCCCCAUGACUCCUGGUGUCAAACAGAAGAUUAUGUCUGUCAUUCGUGAGUGGGGCAGUGGCAGUGAUACACUGCGGUGCCUGGCUCUGGCCACUCAUGACAACCCACUGAGGAGAGAGGAGAUGCACCUGGAAGAUUCAGCCAACUUCAUCAAGUAUGAGACCAAUCUGACUUUUGUUGGCUGUGUGGGCAUGCUGGACCCUCCCAGGAUCGAAGUGGCCUCUUCUGUGAAGCUGUGCCGGCAAGCAGGCAUCCGUGUCAUCAUGAUCACUGGAGACAACAAGGGCACUGCUGUGGCCAUCUGUCGCCGAAUUGGUAUUUUUGGGCAGGAUGAGGAUGUGACAUCAAAGGCUUUUACAGGGCGGGAGUUUGAUGAGCUCAGCCCCUCAGCCCAGAGAGAUGCCUGCUUGAAUGCCCGAUGUUUUGCUCGAGUUGAACCUUCCCACAAGUCUAAGAUCGUUGAGUUUCUUCAGUCCUUUGAUGAGAUCACAGCUAUGACUGGUGAUGGUGUGAAUGAUGCUCCUGCUCUGAAGAAAGCGGAAAUUGGCAUUGCCAUGGGUUCAGGUACUGCAGUGGCCAAGACUGCCUCUGAGAUGGUCCUAGCAGAUGACAACUUUUCCACCAUUGUGGCUGCUGUUGAGGAGGGUCGAGCCAUCUACAACAACAUGAAGCAGUUCAUCCGAUACCUCAUCUCUUCCAACGUCGGGGAAGUGGUCUGUAUUUUUCUGACGGCGGCCCUUGGGUUUCCUGAGGCUUUGAUUCCUGUCCAGCUCCUCUGGGUCAAUCUGGUGACAGAUGGUCUGCCUGCCACUGCACUAGGGUUCAACCCUCCCGACCUAGACAUCAUGAACAAACCACCCCGGAACCCAAAAGAACCCUUGAUCAGCGGGUGGCUGUUUUUCCGUUACCUGGCUAUUGGCUGUUACGUUGGCGCUGCUACUGUGGGUGCUGCUGCAUGGUGGUUCAUCGCUGCUGACGGUGGUCCAAGAGUGUCCUUCUACCAGCUGAGUCACUUCCUACAGUGUAAAGAGGACAACCCAGACUUCGAAGGAGUGGACUGUGCAAUCUUUGAGUCCCCGUACCCAAUGACAAUGGCGCUUUCUGUUCUAGUAACCAUAGAGAUGUGUAAUGCCCUCAACAGCUUGUCUGAAAACCAGUCCUUGCUGAGGAUGCCCCCUUGGGAGAAUAUCUGGCUCGUGGGCUCCAUCUGCUUGUCCAUGUCACUUCACUUCCUGAUUCUCUACGUGGAACCUUUGCCACUCAUCUUCCAGAUCACACCGUUGAAUCUGACCCAGUGGCUGAUGGUGCUGAAAAUCUCCUUGCCUGUGAUCCUCAUGGAUGAGACGCUUAAGUUUGUGGCCCGAAACUACCUGGAACCCGGUAAAGAGUGUGUGCAGCCUGCCACCAAAUCCUGCUCGCUGUCGGCAUGCACCGAUGGCAUUUCCUGGCCGUUUGUGCUGCUCAUUAUGCCCCUGGUGGUCUGGGUCUACAGCACAGACACUAACUUUAGCGAUAUGUUCUGGUCUUGACUGACAGCGCUACAUACAGAAGAUGUUUUAACUUAAUCGAUUAAUUUUUUAUUGUUUAAAGCAACUGUCUAUUUCUGCUGAAUUUUCACAUGAACAUAUUGGCUGGUGAAGGAGGUUUCAUAUUCUAGAUUUUGUUUUGCUUUUUCUGACUCCAGUGGGACAAGAUUUUCCUUUUUUUUAUACACAUAAUUAAAGUGUCCAUUGACAUGUACAGAGAACUAACACUAUUUUAUGCAGAUAUUUUUUUGUAGAUGAAAAAGCAUGUACAGUGUUCUGUUUAAUACUCAUACUUGUACAAAGAUAGUUGAGCCAGCAGACAUUGUCAGCAAAUUAAUUGGCAGCAGACUUUAGGAAAUGAAUGUGUGUGGUUUUUAAAAGAAAAAAAAACUAAAUAGCAUGUAUUGUGUCUUUUGCAUGAUUCUCUGGAUUUAAUUUGAUAUCACAGUCUAAUUUUUAUUCAUAAGCCAAUUUUUCUGCACUGAGCAGAGUCCUGCUACCUCAGUCAGUAUUUUUGGUUUGCCACUUCCUGCACCCUCAGCCUCUGUCACCCCCAGCCCACCCCAGCCCGCUCGGCUUCUUCUGUAGGUCUGAUGGUUCUGUUUACAUCCGUCUUCACUAGAGGUUGCCUGUUCUCGCUUGUGCAGAAAACAUUGCUCCAGAUUCAAAUCGACUGGGUUUCUGUCCCUCGCCUAGUUUUAAGGUUAUUUAUUUAAAUGUCUAAUGUAUUUUAUUGUAACAGACAUUGUUUUGCCAGCAUUGCCUAUUCAUUGGCACUUCACAAUCUAGUUUAAAAGAAAAAAUAAAACAUUUUAAAUGGACAGAGAAAAAUAACUGUCUUGUUCUUAAUGGCCUACCUUGAACUAUCUAUAAUCAGUUCAGAUUUCUCUGAGGUCCUCAGCUUAGAGCCUUAGUUUCCUGUUCCUGAGGGGAGAAUCCUGUUCUGCUGCAUUGUAGGGUUUUGUUUAGGAUGUAUAGGCACGAUCUGUCAUGUGAUACACAUUUAUGCAAGUUUCUGCUGGCCUGUUGUAUGUAGCCUGGUAUAAGGGCAAGUGUGUGUGUAGGUGUGUGUAUGUUUUGUAAAAUCUGUAAAUAGCACAUGACCAAAUGAACAUAUUGUAUAGAACUAUUUUUAUUUGAAUAUGGCACUAACCACCACCAUCAUGACUGAUGAACGUUUGCGCAUGUUCAAGGUCAGUCUUAACGGCAGUGUGAGUCAUUAACAGUCCUAACUGUGGUGUUUUCCUCCAAUGCCUUCCAACAUCCAUCAACUAACGUGAGUAUCUUCCUGUGGGGUUGGGGUGCUGUGGCCUGUCUACAGGGAUGCCACUGAAUGAAAUGGCCCCUGUGCAGCAGCCACUCCUAAGGGAUGUCAGCUGCUCACUACACAUAGACUUGAGCGUAGACACUGCCUGGGACAGUGAUUCUUACGAGUUGUGGGGAAGAGGAUCUUGUGACCUGUGUCACCUCUAGUGCCAAACAGACCUUAUACAAAAAUGUGCCAAGACUUUUGGAUUUUCACUGGCUACAGAAAGCAGUAAAUCUAGAUACUGACCCUGUUUUUUGUCGCCUUCCUAGGGCAUGUCUUAGCAUCUAGGGCAUGGCCAUUAUAACAAUCUCCUGGUAUACAAAAACCUAAGGGCUGCUGGUUCCCUUAGUUGCAGGGGUGAGCAGGCAGGCAGAAGUAAGUGCCAGGUUCUGAAGGAAUGCAACUGACCCUUGAGUUCAAGGCCUCUGGGUGCUGUAGGAAGUUAACAAUUCUCAGGAAACAGGCAGGUUUGCUAUUUUUGGACGUUAUGAGGGGGUCAGACCCACAGAUCAAGGCCAACAGCAUAGUCCCAGCCACAGGCCUCCCUCUGCAGGUACUCAGCCUUCCCUCACCCAACACCCUCAAGAAGGGACUGCAGUACAUGGAUGGGCAGUGUUGUCCUCAACCACUAGGGCAGUCUGGCCUGGAAGUCAGCUUUGAGGUUUUCCUGAGUCGUCUCUUCAUUGCAGCUGUAUCAAAGGUUCAGCGCUGCAGCCCACUCAGCAAAGUGCAGGUGAUGCAUUCCCCAGCAGCUAGGGCAGGUGCUGCCAGGGCUGGGGAAGGCCCGCCACCUCACAGCAACUGCUACCCUAGCAUCUUUAAACUAGGGUCUCAGCCCAAUAGUGUCACAACCCUCAGAACACCCAGAGCACAGCACCGGCUCAGCCUGCAGUGCCCAUAAGCCAAGAGGCAUGGUUGUGCCCAUUGCAAUGAGCCACCAAAUCCAUCAAGAUCUUCCAAAGCAGAGCUGAGCCUGCAGCCCAGGACUGCUGCCAUGGAGAACAGGGAGGGAGUAGGAAGGCCUUUCCUCCCCUGGUGCCAUGCCAUUCACUCUGCUUCACCUGCCUCACCCUCUGCAUGGCUACAGAGAUCUCCCAUUCACACUGCCCCCAUACCUGACAUGCCUUCUAGUUUCUGCCUCAUGGGGCUUUGUUAGGAGCCGGCAGUAGUAGGAGGCACAAGGCAGUCACCAAGCCACUGCUUCUAGAUGUGACAGGGCAGCAUUCCAGGGCACUUAGAAUGCUGGUCUUGCAUCUAGACUAAAUGCAGUGUUCUUUCCGUCUGUCCCUGUUGGUGUGUCUUGGGAAGUUUUUCUAACAUUGCUCUAUAUUUCAAGAAGCUGAUUUCCUCUCUCUUUCCUUUUCAGCAAUACUGGAGUAACCGCUUCCUAAACCAUUUGCAGAAAUGUCAGGGGUGUUCGGGUGCGUGCAUGUGCGUUGUUAGCAACACAUCUACCAGCCCUCUGCAUGACUGAUGUUGGGGAAAAGAAAAAUAGAAACAGUUUCCAACUCACUGUGUGAUGUGGAGGAAAUGUGUAUAGCAGUGGGGUUUUAGCUGUUCAAUCAGAAUAAUAACAAAUGUACAGUUUAGCGUAAAGAAUCAGCCUCCAGAGAAGUUUGAUUUCUUUGCUGCAAGAAGAAUGAGGUUCUGAACCCUUAUCCAAGAACAGAAGCCAUCAGCCAAGUCUCCACAUUUCUCUACAAAUGUCAUAGCCUUUAUAGCUGUAUGAUAAUUGUAAUGCAUGCCUUCAGUUGUAAGCAGCCAGAUUGCUCUGCAGUGACAUUGAAACAUGCUUUCUAAUUGGCCCUGUACAGUUUGCUUAUUUAUAAAUUCAUUUAAAAACA
Molecule: messenger RNA, 6161 nt
Organism: Cricetulus griseus (Chinese hamster)
Lineage: Eukaryota; Metazoa; Chordata; Mammalia; Rodentia; Cricetidae
Source: RefSeq, a predicted model, not a curated record